UCCUCACCCUAUCUCUAAGGGAGCGCCCUGCCACCGUGUGGAGGAAACUCAUUUCAGACCGAUACAAAGACCAGAUUACUGCGGCCGCUGCACCGAUCCACCUGUCAAUCUCACACUCCAUCCUUCACCUACUUGUGAACAAGACCCCCAGACUCUGCAUCAGGAAGGGGAGGGAUUAAGAAAAUGUGUCAGUCUGAUGUUCAGUCAGCAGCAAGACAACAUGGAGGCAACAGCUCUCUGCACCCGACUGUUUAUGACUGUGUUUCUGCUGCUUGCUGCACAAGUUCAGAACUGUUGCUAUUCUCAAAAACUGGAUGCAGCUUUUCCUCGUACUGAACCAAACAGACUGCAGUUCUUUGCAUAUAGUCCAAUCUCUGUGCAGUGUGAACAUUUGGACUGCUCACCUGAAUGUAGAGUGAUGAAGAGGCUGAAGAAGGAUUCAACAAAUACAACUCAACUGUGGGAAACAUCAACAGGAUCCAUUACUGUUACACUUCACUCUACAUCAGAGAGUGGAGAGUACUGGUGUGAAAAUAAAGAGGGGGAAAGAAGCAACAGCAUCAACAUCACAGUCACUGAUGGUGAUGUGAUCCUGGAGAGUCCUGCUCUACCUGUGACCGAGGGAGAAGACUUGAGUCUGUACUGCAGAACGAAGACCUCCAACCCUCCUGCUGACUUUUACAAAGAUGGCCUCUCUAUUGCAACUGGAUAUACAGGAAUGUUCACCAUCAACAGUGUCUCUAAAUCUCAUGAAGGACUCUACAAGUGCAGAAUCUCUGGAGUUGGAGAAUCAGCAGAGAGCUGGCUGGCUGUCAGAGCACAUAUAACUUCAUCACCUGAAGAGAUUCAAGAAAGUUCAGAGACAACCGACGGUUCCCCUCAGGUCUCGAUCCUUCUACCAGUGGUUAUCACCACUGUGUCUGUGGCUGUGCUGCUGAUGUUGGUGGGACUACUUCACUGCCUGAAACACAAAGGCUCUGGGGAGAUGAGUGUUGCUGUUUUCAGCGUGGUGACAUAUGCUGUUGUUACAAAACAUUGCAAGAAAAGAGAUGACUGAGAGAGGACAGAAGAGAAACUGAGACCACCUCCAUCUUAAACUGGUCAUACACAAACAUGAAACAUCUGUACAAUCAAUUACAACUUUUUAAUGAUAAUCCAGGAUCUGUUUUCUAAAAACCUUUUUAUCUGUGUCACAUUAUUAGUUGUGUUUGUUUGAUGUGUUAUUUUCAGUUGUUUACAUGUUUUAUGGCUUUGUUAGUGAUCAGGACAUGAAGUGAAUUUUGAUCAAAGUGAAUAAUGUAAAAGUGUGUAUGAUUUCACAGUCAGAUUUGUACUUUUUUGUUAACAAACAUCAUUAAAAACUUUUGAGU
Molecule: messenger RNA, 1370 nt
Organism: Acanthopagrus latus (yellowfin seabream)
Lineage: Eukaryota; Metazoa; Chordata; Actinopteri; Spariformes; Sparidae
Product: low affinity immunoglobulin gamma Fc region receptor II-a-like
Exons: 8
Coding region: 197-1057 (286 amino acids)
Biological process (GO): cell surface receptor signaling pathway
Molecular function (GO): transmembrane signaling receptor activity
Source: RefSeq, a predicted model, not a curated record